This is a messenger RNA of Rotaria sp. Silwood2, 1629 nucleotides long. The record is from the annotation of a GenBank genome assembly. NCBI's taxonomy places the organism in Eukaryota, Metazoa, Rotifera, Eurotatoria, Philodinida, Philodinidae.
AUGCGUAUUUCUACAGUUGAAACGCCGAAAAAUGUUCGUCUACAUAAUAUUAAGGAAACAAGUAGUAACAAUCAACAUCAUUCAAAAAUUUCCAGUUCACCAUCACCUCCAUUAUCUCCUCAUCUACAAAAAUAUAUAACAACGGUUCAAGAACAAACAACAGCAAAAAACAAUCUUCAUCAAAUACCAACUAUAUCAAAAUGGUCAACAAGAAAGAAAGUUUUACUGGGUAUUUCAGCAUUUUUCCUAAUCACUGCUAUUAUUACCAUUCCGGUUGUUCUCGGUGUUUUACUCACGAAUUCAAAAGAAUCAACAAGUACAACAACAACAACGACUAUUGUAUCUUCAGUAACUGUUUCUGCAUAUUGGGCUUUCGAUAAUACAGCAAACGAUUUAUAUGGUGUUUAUGACGGUCAACUAAUAAAUAAUCCAUUAUUUACUACUUCAGGUUCACUUAAUCUGCCAUAUGUAGGACAUGGUCAAGCACUUAUGUUAAAUUUAGCAUCGAAUCAAUCAGUUCUGGUAUCGAGUCGAUUUUUCAAUUUAAGUUAUACAAGUUUUACCAUUCAAGCUUGGAUAUAUUUUUCAGGAUCUAGUGGUGCUGAUCGUGGAAUAUUUGGUCAAUGUCAAUGCUCAACAUGUGCAAAUCAAUGUUUAUAUUUAAUUAUUCGAAAUUAUCGCUUGUACAUUGAUUUCACAUCAAAUUAUUUGUCUGGAUCUACGACUUUUGUAACGUCUAAUUGGUAUCAUAUUGCAUUUGUUUACAAUUAUCAAACACGACAACAAAUAUUAUAUGUCAAUGGAAUUCAAGAUGCUAUCAAAUCAAAUGUACAACCAUAUCAAGGACAAAAUGGAAGUAUUCUAAUUGGUUCAACUCAAGUUUAUUCGACAAUGAAUUUUUUUCAAGGUUAUAUUGAUAAUGUCGCAUUAACAACAAGAGCAAAAUCUUCAGUUGAAAUUUUACGUGAUGCAUCUUUAAUGGCUUAUUAUUCAUUUGAUUUACCUAAUCCAAAUACUGACAAUGGUCCGAAUGGAUUAGAUGGAACGUCAAGUAAUAUAGUGACAGCUACUGGACGUGUCAAUGAGGCAAUACGUCUUCUUGGACCAUCAUCAUCAUCUUAUUUUCGAGCUUACGGUCUUUUUCAGAUUCGUUAUGGUGUUAUUAGUAACAAAACAUUUUCAAUAGCCAUGUGGUUAAAUCCAUCAUCAACUGGUAGUUCUGCAAUUAUUCAAAUGCUUCCUUCAAGCUAUACCUCAUCUUCUUGUGAAACAUUACUUGGUAUUUAUUCAUAUAAUAGUGGAACAACAGGACAGAUCUUUGUUAUCAGUUCUAUUUCUAGUCCAUCAUUGCUAACAGGUCCUUUUAUAGCAAUAAAUACAUGGACACACAUUACAUUGACUUAUAGUUAUACAAAUGGAUAUACAUUAUAUGUUAAUGGAGUUCUUUUUGGUUCAUCUGGCAGUAUAUCAUGUGCUGGAACUGGUACAUUGGCAAAUCUAUACAUAGGCUUUGGCUAUAAUUGUUUUAAUAGUUAUAUAAACAGUGCUUAUCAAGGUUACAUUGAUGAACUUUAUAUUUACAAUCGAGAACUAUCACAAUCGGACGUAACUGGUCUUGCUAACCCAUGA